UCAAGGCAGUAGCUGGGAGCGAAUCGAAGGAAGUCUGAAACAAGUUUACAUCAGCUCUAGCAGCAACCAAGUAUGGGGUGUGGGCGCACCCAACAUAAUCUUCCGACGACUCGGACAAACCACAGAUGUCGAUGAAUGUGCAGAUGAAACAGAAAACUGCCACGCCCAGGCAACCUGUACCAACACGGACGGUUCCUUCAUCUGUGACUGUCACGGCGGUUACCAUGGAGACGGGGUCAACUGUACCGAUGUUGACGAAUGUGCAGAAGGCACACACAACUGCCACGCCCAGGCAACCUGUACCAACACGGACGGCUCUUUUACAUGUGAUUGCACUGAAGGGUACAGUGGAAAUGGUAUCACCUGUACUGAUGUCAACGAAUGUGCAGAUGGCACAGACAACUGCCACGCCCAGGCAACCUGUACCAACACGGACGGCUCUUUUACAUGUGAUUGCACUGAAGGGUACAGUGGAAAUGGUAUCACCUGUACUGACGUCGACGAAUGUGCAGAUGACACAGACAACUGCCACGCCCAGGCAACCUGUACCAACACGGACGGCUCUUUUACAUGUGAUUGCACUGAAGGGUACAGUGGAAAUGGUAUCACCUGUACUGACGUCAACGAAUGUGCAGAUGGCACAGACAACUGCCACGCCCAGGCAACCUGUACCAACACGGACGGUUCUUUUACAUGUGAUUGCACUGAAGGGUACAGUGGAAAUGGAGUCAACUGUACUGACGUCAACGAAUGUGCAGAUGGCACAGACAACUGCCACGCCCAGGCAACCUGUACCAACACGGACGGCUCUUUUACAUGUGAUUGCACUGAAGGGUACAGUGGAAAUGGUAUCACCUGUACUGACGUCGACGAAUGUGCAGAUGGCACAGACAACUGCCACGCCCAGGCAACCUGUACCAACACGGACGGCUCUUUUACAUGUGAUUGCACUGAAGGGUACAGUGGAAAUGGUAUCACCUGUACUGAUGUCAACGAAUGUGCAGAUGGCACAGACAACUGCCACACCCAGGCAACCUGUACCAACACGGACGGCUCUUUUACAUGUGUAUGUAGUGACGGUUAUAUCGGCAAUGGAAUCACCUGUACUAAUGUCGAUGAAUGUGCAAAUGGAACACACAACUGCCACGCCCAGGCAACCUGUACCAACACGGACGGUUCUUUUACAUGUGAUUGCACUGAAGGGUACAGUGGAAAUGGAGUCAACUGUACUGACGUCGACGAAUGUGCAGAUGGCACAGACAACUGCCACGCCCAGGCAACCUGUACCAACACGGACGGCUCUUUUACAUGUGUAUGUAGUGACGGUUAUAUCGGCAAUGGAAUCACCUGUACUAAUGUCGAUGAAUGUGCAAAUGGAACACACAACUGCCACGCCCAGGCAACCUGUACCAACACGGACGGCUCUUUUACAUGUGAUUGCACUGAAGGGUACAGUGGAAAUGGUAUCACCUGUACUGACGUCGACGAAUGUGUAGAUGGCACAGACAACUGCCACGCCCAGGCAACCUGUACCAACACGGACGGUUCCUUCAGCUGUGAAUGUACCAACGGUUACGGUGGAGAUGGAGUCACGUGUGCUGAUAUCGACGAAUGUGCGAAUGGCACACACAACUGCCAUGAUGACGCAACCUGUUCUAACACAGACGGGGGAUUUAACUGUACCUGUUACGAAGGGUACACCGGAGAUGGGGUCACCUG
Molecule: messenger RNA, 1719 nt
Organism: Branchiostoma floridae (Florida lancelet)
Lineage: Eukaryota; Metazoa; Chordata; Leptocardii; Amphioxiformes; Branchiostomatidae
Exons: 14
Coding region: 126-1496 (456 amino acids)
Source: RefSeq, a predicted model, not a curated record